AUGAAAUUGGAAUACGAUACAAAUCCAUUCAAGCGACCGAUGAAUGCGCUACAAAAACAAUGGUAUCGUGUACUUAUCGCACGCCGUGUUGGCUUUGGACCGCCGAGCUCAACGAAUGAUGCCAACCAAAUGCAAACAUAUGAAGAAGUCUGCCAAAGGCGUUACAUGGAUGCAUUCCGUCGCUAUAAUGCACAGUUCCGUAAGGAAAUCCAACAACACGAAAUCAUGCAACCGACGGCUAUCGACGCAAUGCGCGUUCACAGAACAUUCGCCAUAACAACUCUGUGGCCGCCAUUGCAUUCGAAACGCGAAAUUAAUCUGACACUGGAACAAUUGGAGAAUGUUUUGAGUGUUAAAGAACGCCGGCGUUUGGAGGAGAUACUCAAGCGUGAAACGAAUCGCAGAUAAAGUACCAA
Molecule: messenger RNA, 416 nt
Organism: Ceratitis capitata (Mediterranean fruit fly)
Lineage: Eukaryota; Metazoa; Arthropoda; Insecta; Diptera; Tephritidae
Exons: 3
Coding region: 1-408 (135 amino acids)
Source: RefSeq, a predicted model, not a curated record